This is a messenger RNA of Trichoderma asperellum CBS 433.97, 505 nucleotides long. RefSeq lists its product as uncharacterized. The record is from RefSeq and is a predicted model, not a curated record. Lineage: Eukaryota; Fungi; Ascomycota; Sordariomycetes; Hypocreales; Hypocreaceae. Gene Ontology annotation, molecular function: proton-transporting ATP synthase activity, rotational mechanism. Gene Ontology annotation, biological process: proton motive force-driven ATP synthesis.
CGACGACCUUCGCCAUUGAGCGCCUUCAGACGUAGCCAUUCGCCAUAUUUCCGAGCGUCUUUCCUCAUACUCCGACAUCAUGAGCUACGUCACUCGCCGAGCGCUUUCUACGCUCAUCCCUCCCAAGAUUGCCUCCCCUAAGGCAAUUGGUGCUGCUCCCGAUGCUCUGCGCAUGCAGCGUGUUGUGAGCUUCUACGAGAAGCUUCCCCGGGGCGCCGCCCCCGAGAUCAAGGGCAAGGGUCUUCUCGGCCGCUACCAGGCCAAGUACUUUGGCAAGAACCCAUCUGCUACGCCUAUCGUGCACGCCCUGCUUUUCCUCAUCGGUAUUGGCUACGCCCAGAACUACUACUUCCACCUGCGCCACCACAAGAACAAUGCCCACUAAAGUACUACGGAUGGUUUGUUGAGGCCUCUCUCAAAAAAAUGAUGAGCGGUUAUGUAAAUAGACUUUAGAACGGUGUUGUCAUAUACACACCCGGGCUUCCUCAUGUACUAUCAGACACGC